GAGUUGCCGAGACUUUGCCAAUAUUUAUGUAACGUGCGCCACUUUUGCAUUCAAUCCCUUUUAAUAUAACCGUACAGUAUCACACGAGCAAUGUGGAAGACGAAGUAACAAAUCAAUCACCUUUGAACCACACCCUACAUCCCUAAAAUCCAAUCCAAACCAAAACCACCACCCUCUACUGCCAAAUGUCGGCUUCCAAUAGCCAACCAACCACAAAUCACGUCGCCGUUUUGGCAUUCCCUUUCGGAUCUCACGCUGGGCCCCUUCUCACACUUGUACGCAAACUCUCCGACGCCGCCCCACACCUACGAUUCUCCUUCCUCAGCACUGCCAAAUCCAACGACUCUGUUCUCUCCUCAAUUGGGAUCGAUAGAGUGAAGCGCUUUGACGUCGGCGAUGGGUUGCCCGAGGGUUACGUGUUCGGGCCGGGGAAACAGAUGGAAGUGAUGGAGCUGUUCUUGGAGGGGGCGGCGGAGAGGUUUAAGAAGGGGAUGGAGACGGCGGCGAGAGAGAUGGGUGAGGAAAUUGGGUGUUUGAUUAGUGAUGCAUUUUAUUGGUUUGCGGGUGAAAUGGCGGAGGAAAUGAAAGUUGGGUGGGUGGCGCUUUGGACGUCGGGGCCUCGUCCGUUACUCGUGCAUCUUCGCAUGGAUCUCAUUAGGGAACGUAUCGAUAUCAAUUCUUGUGAAUCAAGAGAAAAACCCUUGGAGUUCUUGCCGGGAUUCUCAUCAAUUCAGGGAGCCGAUUUACCUGAAGAAAUCCUAUCUCCGAACCUAGACUCACCCUUCACAAAUUUGCUACACAAAAUGAGCCAUCACCUUUCAAAAGCCACCUCUGUUCUCAUAAACUCAUUCGAACAAAUAGACUCACAAAUCAACGACCAACUAAACUCAACCCUGCAGAAUUACCUUAACAUUGGUCCACUCACCAUACUCUCACUUUCGCCGCCUCCCUCCGACGACCAUAACUGCUUACUCUGGCUCGACAAUCACACACCCAACUCCGUAAUUUACAUAAGCUUCGGUGGGUUCCUAUCACUACCACCGCACGAACUAACAGCACUAGCAGAUGCCCUGCAAGAGAGUCAAAUAGCAUUUCUAUGGUCUUUUAGGGGAAACCCAGAGGAAGAAUUACCAAAGCGGCUUCUCGAAUCAGGUAAAGGAAAAAUCGUCCCGUGGGCUCCUCAGGGGCAGAUAUUGAUGCAUUCAUCGGUUGGAGCCUUUGUGACUCACGGCGGUUGGAAUUCGGUGUUGGAAAGCAUUGUGGGCGGCGUUCCGAUGAUUGGGCGGCCUUUUCUGGGGGAUCAGAGGUUGAACCUAAAGACGGUGGAAAAUGUCUGGGGAAUUGGAGUGGGUUUAGAAGGUGGGUUUGUGACGAAGAGUGAGGUUUUGAAGGCGUUGGGAUUAGUUUUGGGUAGUGAAAAGGGAAAAUUUAUGCGGGAGAAAGCUGGUAUUAUUCGGGGUUUGGCUCUUAAAGCGGCGGAAUCCACCACCGGAAGUUCUUCUCGGAAUUUCAUCCGUUUAUUGGAGAUUGUAACCAGGUCAAUUUAAGUUCUUCUGAAAUAAGUUUAAUUAAUUUCCAAGGAUAUGGUUGGGUUCCUACAGAGCAUACCUUUUUUUUUUCUAUCGUCAGUGGAAAUUAUAGAAGAAAAAGAAGAAGAGGUCGGUGUGAUACAAAAAUGGAGGAUUUUCCUGGAGCUUUGAAGACCCCUCGAUGUGUUGCCGUUGCCCAAUUUAUGGUUUGGGUGAGGAAGAUGGCCCCAGUUCAGGCCCCUAGUCGUGUUCUUGAGAUUGUUGCCAUCUCUGUCUGUAGUUUGUUCGGUCAGUAGUGUUUUGUUUUAGGGAUUUUAUGAAUUUGACGUUGAAAUCUGUUGUGGAGAACUUAUGUUUCUAGCAUAAUUGGAUUAACUACUACAUGCAGUCUCUUUCUCCCUUGUGCUUAUGCACAUUUUUCUCUUUCGACA
This is a messenger RNA of Cucumis sativus (cucumber), 1960 nucleotides long. Its product is annotated as flavonoid 3-O-glucosyltransferase. Gene Ontology annotation, molecular function: UDP-glycosyltransferase activity. NCBI's taxonomy places the organism in Eukaryota, Viridiplantae, Streptophyta, Magnoliopsida, Cucurbitales, Cucurbitaceae. The record is from RefSeq and is a predicted model, not a curated record. The transcript is spliced from 2 exons. Bases 186 to 1547 code for a protein of 453 amino acids.